Exophiala spinifera is the source of this 939-nucleotide messenger RNA. RefSeq lists its product as uncharacterized. Gene Ontology annotation, molecular function: guanosine deaminase activity. The coding region runs from base 1 to 939 and encodes 312 amino acids. The transcript has a single exon. The record is from RefSeq and is a predicted model, not a curated record. Lineage: Eukaryota; Fungi; Ascomycota; Eurotiomycetes; Chaetothyriales; Herpotrichiellaceae. Gene Ontology annotation, biological process: purine nucleoside catabolic process.
AUGAGUUACCAAUCUUUCUUAAAGGCGACUUCCAACUCGAAGCCAGCCAUUCAGACGCCUUCACCAAGCUCCAUCCAGAGAAAACCUCCCGUCUCUGCGAGCCCAACCCCGUCUUCCGUACACUCUGCGACCACGCACAACCCGUCCCUAAGUCUCACAUCCAACCCACCAUUCACUCCUGCCUCGUCUGCUCCUUCGCCAACGACUACUUCGAAACCCCUUGCGCAGCCUGAACCGAGUCAGGCCGUCCAAGCAGCUCAGACAAGUCUCCAGCCGCUGACCAAGGCACAAAUCGAUGCAGCGUUGGAGACUUGUCUGAGCUUACAAAAUACUGCCACCAAAUAUCAUGAAAAAAGACCGUUUGCGGCGCUUCUUCUGGGACCCGACAACAGCACUGUGCUUCUGACUCACUACUCCAUUUCCCACGUACAACACGCAGAAACAGAAUUGGCGCGGUUAGCCUCGAUACACUUCUCGCAACCUUUCCUGGCUGGGUGUACGCUGGUGUCGACUUGGGAACCCUGCGCCAUGUGUACGGGAACACUGUACUGGAGUAACAUUGGACGGCUUGUCUAUGCUGCCAGCGAGGAAAAGCUCAAUGAACUCACCGGGGGCGGCAAUGAUGAGAACAUGACAAUGUCUCUGCCAUGCCGCGACGUGCUGAAGGCUGGCCAGAAGGACGUCAAAGUCAUCGGACCCGUCAGCGGCUGGGAAGAACGAGUGAUUGCAGAGAGCGGGAAAUGGUGGAGGGAUCAUCAGUCUACCGAGAAUGGGCAGCAUCUACGAGCGGCUAGUGUCAAUGGUAGUGAGAAGCCCGAGAGUGUCUCCAGCGUGCGACAAGGAACUCCGACCACCUGGACAGGUGAGGACAGUGUCCUGAGCCGCAUAGACGAUGAAGGGGAAUACAAGGCUGAUCUAGACAUUGACUGGAUGAGGUGA